UAUACAGCCCUCUAACCAAUAUCCCUUUUGCUCUCAAAAAUGAAUACUGAGCACGACGAACCACUAUCCCCGGGCGGCCGGUUGUUCGUACAACCGGCAACUCACCAGGUCAUAAACACCGCUUUCGGCCUCGAACGCACGAUUGAACCCGAUGCCCUCCUAACCGCCAUCUCCGACUCUCUCAUAACCAAACACCCUAGAUUUUCCAGCCUUUUAGUCACGGACAGUGACGGACAUGAACAUUGGCGGAAAGUCGAACUCGACAUCCACCGCCACGUCAUCGUCCGUCCGGACCCGGUAGGCGAAGGAGAUAACAAUGAAGAAAUAGUCAAUGACUACCUCGCUGACCUCGCGGUCUCCUCUCCAUUGGACACUAAUAAACCUUUGUGGGAGUUCCAUCUUCUAACCGCGCACAAGUGCGUGGUGAUGCGUGUUCACCACGCGCUUGGCGAUGGAAUCUCCAUCGUGUCGUUGGGGAUAACUAUGUGCAGAAGACUCGAUGAUCCAGAACAAACGCCGACGAUCGAACAUCUAGUUUCGUCAACACAAAAGGCUGAGAAUCCGGGAAGGCUUGAAAAGAUUUUGAAAGUAUUGAAAAUGGUUUGGUUUAGUUUGAUGUAUGCGUUUGAGUUUAUAAUCCGGGCAGUAUGGGUUAAAGACAGAAAGACGGUGUUGAGAGGCGGAGAAGGGGUGGAGUUGUGGCCGAGAAAAAUUGCCACAGCCAAGUUUAGCCUUCAAGACAUGAAAACGGUGAAGAACGUCGUCACCAACGCGACGAUAAAUGACGUUCUUUUUGGCGUAAUAUCAUCAGGGCUAUCAAAGUAUUUGGACAGCCGAUUACUAGACUAUAUUCAAGAGGGACUUCAAAUUACGGGCGUCGCACUUGUUAAUUUAAGGCCAUCGCCGGGACUCAAGGAUAUGAAAGAAUUGAUGAAGAAAAAUGCAGGGACAGCAGGGUGGGGAAAUAAAGUUGGUUUUAUGCUCCUACCUGUUUACUAUCAUAGAAAUCGGUCUGACCCACUUCAGUACUUGAAGAGAGCCAAACUAAUGAUGGAUAGGAAGAAGUUGUCUAUGGAGGCUUUUUUAUCUCACCACAUUGGAUGCUUUCUUAUGAAAUUCUUUGGAGCAAAGUUUGCAAGCUCGCUUUCUUACAGAGUAGCUUGUAACACCUCUUUCACGUUUUCAAAUGUGGUGGGCCCAAGAGAUGAGAUGACGGUUGCAGGCAUCCCAAUCAAAUACAUCAGAACUACAAUAUCAAGUUUGCCCCACGCAAUCAUAAUGCAUAUCAUGAGUUAUGCGGGAAAGGCCGAUAUGCAGAUUCUAGUCGCGAAAGACCUCAUUCCAGACCCCGAAAAGUUAGCAAAAUGUUUUGAAGAUGCACUACUCGAAAUGAAAGAAUACGCGGUACAAAUAUGAGAAAAAUCGGUUAAGGUUUCUUUGAAACAUAUAAAAAAUGAUCCACUAUAAAAGAUUUAGUAUGUUUUUUUCUGUGUUCGUACCCAAAUGAGGUUAUGAUUAUGAUUCUAUAACGGUGUCUUAAAACUAAAGAAUGGUAUGUUAUUUCUCAUAUCAUUCUAUCUAUUUUCAUUACAAAUAAAUAAUUGUUUUGUGCCUUCAGCUAUAAA
Molecule: messenger RNA, 1625 nt
Organism: Helianthus annuus (common sunflower)
Lineage: Eukaryota; Viridiplantae; Streptophyta; Magnoliopsida; Asterales; Asteraceae
Product: O-acyltransferase WSD1
Exons: 6
Coding region: 40-1416 (458 amino acids)
Biological process (GO): triglyceride biosynthetic process
Cellular component (GO): plasma membrane
Molecular function (GO): long-chain-alcohol O-fatty-acyltransferase activity; diacylglycerol O-acyltransferase activity
Source: RefSeq, a predicted model, not a curated record